Molecule: messenger RNA, 1913 nt
Organism: Xenopus tropicalis (tropical clawed frog)
Lineage: Eukaryota; Metazoa; Chordata; Amphibia; Anura; Pipidae
Gene: atp6ap1
Product: ATPase, H+ transporting, lysosomal accessory protein 1, gene 1
Exons: 10
Coding region: 62-1426 (454 amino acids)
Cellular component (GO): bounding membrane of organelle; cytoplasmic vesicle membrane; membrane
Source: RefSeq, a predicted model, not a curated record
GUGAAACAGCAGAAGAGCAGAGUGAAAUCCAAGCACAGUUGUGUGCUGCCUUUUUGCCAACAUGUUGCUGCCUUUUUGGCUUCUUCUCUGCCUUUGCUUUGCCUUUAUCUCUGCAGUGAUGCCUAUGAGUCAUGUUCCUGUACUAAUAUGGUCAACAGAAAGGUCUUUUUUGAAAGUUAAACCAACAGUACAUGGCGGGCACAUCACGUCAGAACAUGAAUUCCACAAGCUGCUUGAUCCAGAAUUUACAGCAACACCAAAGACUAUCAUCCUGUUCCUCCAAGAAACAUUGAGUAUGGAAGACUUCACUUAUUACAGUUCUCUCAGCGGAUCUGAGGGCACAAUGCAUAAUGUGAAGGUAUUAAUGAAUUCCUCACCAUCUUCUUUAGUUAUACCAGCAGUGAACUGGAAAACUAUUCACCAUCUCCCAGGUUACAUUAAAAACCGGGGAAAGUGGAACAUAAUCAGAGCUGAUCAGAACCUCAGUAUAUCAUCUGUGGAGCUGAAGACAGAGAAGUCUAACCUUAUCAUAGUAAAAUUACAGCCAUUACCAAGAUCAAGUAACAUAGCUGCUGCUAAAGCCUUCUCUGAAAAUGAUAAACUCAUUGGAAGGCUUACAAAAGAACUGAUUAAAAGAGACAUUGAUUUUACUGGGAUUUACACAGGAAUGAAACCAUCCAAGGUUUUACAGACUUUUGAGAUGACAGCAAAAAUAGGACGACAGCUCCAAAGCAUUGGUACCACUGCACCAUACCCCCCACUAAAUGUGACAAAUGGAACUGCCACAUGUAUUUUGAUCUAUGCCACUCAAAUACUGAUCACUGCAAAUAAUUCACAGGUUUUUGACUUAACAAAUGUGACAUUUGAGGCUAAAACGGCAAAUACUUCAUUAUCUACUUGUUCUCAAUCCAAUACUACAUUGUCAUUAUUAUAUUCUUCUCCUGGAAAUGGACUUAGAAGCCUUGAAAUAAGGUUUGUGAUGACUAAUCAAUUCUACACUGGCUCUGCUAGAAACUGGUUCAUGUUAGAGUCUAUUGAAAUAAUCCCAGAUGGAGAUGAAUCCAGAAUCGCCACGUUUAAUACUGCAUAUGGCUCAGCACCAGCAGAGUAUUCGUACCACUGUCAGCAAAUAGGAACAAGCUCUGCUUAUGGAGAACAGUUAGUUAGAAGCAACUCACAAGCAGGCAGCUGGAAUAUAUUCAUUUCUGAGUUUCAAAUUCAAGGAUUUAACAUCCAAAAUAAUCUCUUUUCUUAUGCAAGCGACUGUACCUCUUUUUUUACUCCAGCGAUAUGGAUGGGCCUUGUAUCUUCUAUUGUUUUAUUAUGGAUCCUGUCUUAUGGGAUUUUCAUGAUUAUGCAGCUAACAACAAAUGGCAAAUUUGAUGAUCCAAAAGGUCAACAAUUGUCUGUUCCUCAGACAGAAUAACAACCUGUGGGAUGACUUGUGGUUCCUUUCAAUGUUAUUCUAUUGUGGCUAUCCAGCUUUUUAUUCCCGUAGCAAUUCUGUCAAAAGAUAAAUGACAUUCAAUGUCAUUAAUAGUGAAAGAAGACAGGCGGGUAUAUAAAUAAUGCAGUCAUCCUGCUUAAAGUCAAGUCACACAGCUUUCCUCUAGAUAUUCCACUUCAGAUGUCUGUGUCUGUUUUUAUCCAAGCAAAUGCAAGCUUGUAUUAAAUCAUACUUCAAGUGGGUUUUCUUGUAAAAGAGAAAAAACACAUACAAAAUAAUAAAAAAUACCCUUUGUAUCAUGUGGCUAAUAUGUAUGAAACAUUAAACCUGUCUGGCUUUGUUCCAGCUACAGCUGCCUGUAAACUGACAAAUAUUCAUUUUAUUAUGCACUGUAUAUUGCAUAAAGUCCUAUCAGAAAUUGGGAAUUGUUUAUUUAACUGAUCAGAUUAAAGAUAAAUACAUUUAA